Molecule: messenger RNA, 2990 nt
Organism: Nematostella vectensis (starlet sea anemone)
Lineage: Eukaryota; Metazoa; Cnidaria; Anthozoa; Actiniaria; Edwardsiidae
Product: protein SYS1 homolog
Exons: 4
Biological process (GO): Golgi to plasma membrane protein transport; protein localization to Golgi apparatus; Golgi to endosome transport
Cellular component (GO): Golgi membrane; trans-Golgi network
Source: RefSeq, a predicted model, not a curated record
AUUACGUCAUUUCCGGGGAUCAAUGAUAUUUUCAAAAUGGCGGCCGGCUUCAGAACAAAUGUGUGGGAUCCAGUUCUUAUUAUUUCGCAAAUUAUCGCCAUACAGUGUACGUUCUAUAUUUCGUUAGGAGUAUGGGUGUUAAUAGUUGAUUAUUGGUCAGGAUCUAUUCAUUCUUUAGACCAGUUUUUCGCAUAUAAGGAGUUAGAUAUAUCAUCAUUGAAAGGGAAACUUCUGAUGAUUGCUUUUUGUUUAAAUUCGUUAACGGGUGCCAUGGCUCUCUGGUUUAUAGUAAAGCGAGCAAAGCAGUGUCUGGACUUCACAACCACCGCACACAUUGUACAUCUGGUGUUCUGUUGUAUUUAUGCUGGGUUUCCAUUCUCCUGGACUUGGUGGUUACUGAACAUUAUAUGCUUAGCUCUCAUGGCUGUUAUAGGGGAGUUUGUGUGCAUGAAAACAGAACUUAAAGCCAUCAAAGUGUCGGCAGGCUCAUCUGGUAAAAACUCAGUGUAAUACUACUGCCGGACAAGUCAUGUUACAAGGCUGAGGCAUCCAGCGAUUUCCCAGAUGAUUUGUGGGUUUUGUACCCUGGGAAAACCGAGUGACUUUCCAGACCAAGGAUGCAUGGGUACCCUGUGUACCCUGGGCACAUUGAGUGACUUCCUAGAACAUGGAUGUGUGGGAACCCUGUGUACUGUCAUUGGGCACAUUGUGUGAUUUCCCAGACGAAGCGUGUGUACCCUGGACACAUUUAGUGAUGGGUACCCUGUGUACCUUGGACAAAUUGAGUGACGGGUACCCUGGACACAUUUAGUGAUGGGUACCCUGUGUACCUUGGACAAAUUGAGUGAUGGGUACCCUGGACACAUUUAGUGAUGGGUACCCUGUGUACCUUGGACACCUUGGAACUUCCAGUGCCAAGGAUGUGUUGGAACCCGGAACACCAAUGUGAUUUUCCAGACAAUGAUGGGUACCUUGGACACCUUGGAACUUCCAGACAAUGUGUGUGUUCCUUGGAACACAUUGUGAGUUCCCAGAUCAAAGAUGUGUGUACCCUGGAACUCAUUAUGUGACUUCCCAGACAAAUGAUGCAAGGAUGUGUGCACCCUGGAACUCAUUUUGAUUGCCCAGAUCAAGGAUGUGUGUGUACCUUGGACCAUAUUUCAACUUCCCUGACCAAGGAUUAUGGGUACCCGGAACACAUUGUGUGAUUUUCCAGACAAAGGAUGCAAGGGUUUGUUUGUACUGUGAACACAGCUUGGUUGUUUUGAAACUUAACAUUCUUUGGAGAUAUCGUGCACUUUAUAUGCCUCCCUGCCAAUUUCACCUUGCUGAUUUCCUGGUCCAUGGUAACAUUGGGGUAUCAAGAGACAUGGCAAACUAGACAACGUCCUGGACAUACCAUCUGACCUCCUGGACAGUAAUUUGAUACUCAACACAUACAUGCUCUUUCACUAGAUACAGCACAUGUUCCCUAUAUCAAUCAUGUGCAAUGGUGUGAUGGAAACCACUUUGCAACCAGAAUGCGAUCGGUCGUACAGUGACUGUAUAAUCAAAUUAUGUAGCUGCAAUCAUACAGAAACGUGCACUUUAAUAGGGACUUUCCUUAGGCAAGCUGUCAUUUGACUUCACUGAGUGCAGAGCUCCUUAAAGAGAAGCCAGAAAGCUGUUAAUAGAGUUCAAAAUUGGCUGAAAACUCACCGUUGAAGUAAACACAGGCUACUGUAUUUAUUAGCCUUUUCUUAUAACAAAACCAAAAAAUAAGGGAGUAUUAGAUAGGUUUUGAAGUGAUGAAUUUCGCAAAUUACACGCCAUUACAAAUGAGUGCACACAUGCUGUUUUUGAAUUUUAUUUUUCAGUUCAAACAAGUGUGUGUUGAGUUCAAACUUAUCAAUGACAAUUUUUGUUCUUGUUUUUGUAGAGAAUUGACUCCUAACACUUUCCCAAAUAUGCCUGGUACUUUUUAAACAAUCUCUAAAACUUUAAAAUUGUAGUUUGCCGUACAAUUUUGCUAUAUUUUCUUCUGGCAGUUUCAGAGGUCCACACUUAAUGAAGUCUAGCUGUGAUUGACGAUGACUUGCACGAGAGCUUGCGAAAAAGGGGGGAGAACUAUCCCUUUUAUAGUGCACGUUCAUGUUUAAAUUAGAGUGCUAAACUUAAAUCAGAAAUCUUUGGGGCAUGUGCUUUUAACUGUCCUAUUAAAAGGCGUAAUUACUAAAGUAUAGCCACGAUUAAUUGACAGGAGCAGGAACCCUUAUGUGCUGAAUCCCGACAAUGGCAUUGACUGCAAUAUAGCUUGAAUAGAUCACUCUUACUUUAGUGAAAAUAGUUUAUUGAGAAAAAUAAAUAGUAUUAUGUCAUAUACAAUAUUUCAGAGGAAUUAACUUAACUAAAAUUACAGUAGCCAUUUCCAUAUGUUUUUUUAACUUAUUGUUCAAUUCAAAGCGUAUUAAGUGUAUAAAAUAAAAUUCAUUUAAAUAAUGUGGAUAAAAAGGAAAAUAAAUAAUGUCAAGAAAUGUAAAAAAGUUAUAAAAAGAUAUAAGAAAGUUAUAAUCCAUAAAAUGCAAAUUAUUGUCUAUGAAAAUAACAACCCUUCUAUGCGAUAAAUAAUUAUGUAUCAAUGAUGCAUUACAAGAAAAAUUAGCUUUAGGUCUCCACAAAUAUUUACUCUAUUGCUUCGACAAAGGACCAGAUAUGUUAAUUGCAGCAACACGGCUCUAAUUGCGACCUCCUAGUGUAAAUGUUUUUCAAGAGCCAUCAUGAUCAUUACACUUGUCUAUAUUUAUUUCAUAAGAACAAACUCAUUUUCGAUAACUAUAAUGUUCAUUGAUCUUUAGUAAGAAGAGGUUGACUGUCUUCCUCUGACAGUUAUCAUGAUAGAUGUGGAGUUGACACACCAUUGUCAUAACUUGGGCUUUUCCCCUUCUAUAAGAAAACAAAUGUUGUAAUUUUUGCCAUCUGAAUCAAAACAUUAAACCACAAUUUGCCUAUCA